CUUCGCUGUCAGUGUAUACAGAAAACGUGUAUAUAUUCGGACCGUUAAUUACACGAAUACGUGUAUAUAUAUCAAACUAUCACCGUAAUCGAUGCUUUGAUCUCUGAUGAACUCCCCACGGAUUCACAAAUAUGUUUCGAACCUACAAGAUUCUUGUGCGCCACAGAAACCUAAGCGAAGGGUUCAAGAUUUGGAGUGAUUUGAGAAGCGUGUCGAGCCGAGCGGAGAAGAAGCCGAGGAGAGUCGCCGCGCUGUGGGGCAACGGCGAUUACGGGAGGCUAGGGUUAGGUAGCUUGGAGUCGCAGUGGCGGCCUGUGUGUUGCUCGUCGUUCGGUGAUCAAAGUGUUUGUCAGAUUGCGUGUGGCGGUGCUCAUACUCUGUUUCUCACAGAAUCUGGUAGUGUUUAUUCCACUGGGCUCAAUGAUUUUGGACAGCUCGGCUCAUCAGAUGAUAGAAGUUAUACAACUGAUCCAAUUGAAAUUUCUGGACUUCCAAAGGAUAUUAUCAAAGUAUCAGCUGGUUAUAGUCAUUCAUCAGCCAUUACAGUGGAUGGAGAUCUUUAUAUGUGGGGUAAAAACUCAAGCGGACAACUUGGCCUUGGAAAAAAGGCCUCCAAAAUAAUUUCUUCACCAACUAAAGUUGAAUGCUUGAAUGGAGUUCAUAUUAAAAUGGUAGCAUUGGGCUGUGAUCACUCAGUUGCUGUUACAGACAAAGGUGAGGCUUUAAGUUGGGGAGGGGGAGGAUCUGGCAGACUCGGGCAUGGACAUCAGUCGAGCAUUUUUGGUUUUUUAAGGAGUAGCAGUGAAUAUACACCAAGGCUUAUCAAGAAACUUGAGGGGGUCAAGGUAAAAGCUGUUGCUGCGGGGAUGAUGCAUUCAGCAUGUGUCGAUGAAAAUGGCUCUGUCUUCAUUUUUGGAGAAGGAUCAGUCAAGAAACUGGGAUUUGAGGAAUCCAAGGUUGCUACUACACCGUCUGCAAUUAACGAAGUUCCACACUCUGAUGAAGUUGCAUGUGGGGGUUAUCAUACAUGUGUAAUUACAAAUGGCGGAGAGCUGUUUACGUGGGGCUCAAACGAGAACGGCUGCCUUGGCAUUGGUUGCAGAGAUGUUGCUCAUUUACCUGAAAGAGUUGAGGGCCCACUAGUGAAAUAUCCAGUUUGGAAGGUAUCUUGUGGUUGGAAGCAUACAGCAGCAAUUUCUGGAGGCAACAUUUUCACUUGGGGCUGGGGAGGUUCACAAGGAACAUUCUCAGUAGAUGGUCAUUCUUCUGGAGGACAAUUGGGUUUGGGGGACGAUAUAGACUACAUUGAACCCAUGAUGAUUAGCUUCGGCACUAAUGUAAAAGCAUUGCAGGUAUCAUGUGGAUUCAAUCAUACAGCUGCCAUACUCGAGUAUUUAAAUUGACAUAGCAGUUGUCGGCAAAAAAAUCAGUUGAUGGAUUGGUGGUAUAUAAAUAUGUUGAUAUGAGUUACCGAGUUCUCUCACAAUAGUGGUCACCUUAUACAUGAAGAACAGUCAUUGUUGUAUAUUCGAGAAAGUUGUAAAUGGCUAAAGCGUUAUUUGUUCUAUAGAGGAAGAUGUAGGUUACAAUGCCAAUAAUGAAGCCCUUUGGGAAGAAAAAAUAUUUUAUGGCUGUUUCAAAUAUUUAUGACAGCUUAAGCAUUGCACAUGUUAAUACAAGUCGUUUUAUUCUUAGUUCA
Molecule: messenger RNA, 1699 nt
Organism: Daucus carota subsp. sativus
Lineage: Eukaryota; Viridiplantae; Streptophyta; Magnoliopsida; Apiales; Apiaceae
Product: ultraviolet-B receptor UVR8
Exons: 15
Coding region: 132-1403 (423 amino acids)
Source: RefSeq, a predicted model, not a curated record